Oncorhynchus kisutch (coho salmon) is the source of this 3838-nucleotide messenger RNA. RefSeq names its product formin-binding protein 4. Bases 87 to 2714 code for a protein of 875 amino acids. The record is from RefSeq and is a predicted model, not a curated record. Gene Ontology annotation, molecular function: protein binding. The transcript has 17 exons. Lineage: Eukaryota; Metazoa; Chordata; Actinopteri; Salmoniformes; Salmonidae.
UGGCUAGUUUCUUCUUUUUUUUCAACUGUACAAGCAGCAACACCUUGGCUCCAUGGGAUAGUGCAUUGGCGCUACACAGACCAGCGAUGGGAAAGAAAACUCGCACAGGAACAGGAGGGCGCAGAACAAUACUGCAACUUUCCCCACCUCGAAGCGGGACAGGCGGUGGAAGAGAAGACGCUUUAGGUUCCGAAGACGAAGGUGAUGGAUACAGUUUUCUGAGAGAAGUAACAACCGAAAUGAGGAUCCCAGCAGUUAAGGCCACAGAGGGUCUGUCCCUCCUGGGGGCCUAUGAGGACAGUGAUGAAGAAGAGGAUACAGACUCACAGCCUUCUACCAUCAAGACCCAACACAACCAGUCUGCAGACAUACUCGCCAACUUCAUGGCCGAAAUUGAUGCCAUCACCACACAGCCGGGCUCAGAGGAACCCACAGGGGAUCUGUCGGCCCCAGCCCCCACCCCACCACGUCCAGAACCCAAAGCCCAGCAACAUGCCUUAGAGACUGGGACAGAGCUGGAGAGCACUGGGGCGGACUUUCAGUAUGAUACCCAUACUUCACUCGCUGGAGUUGGAGGAUUGGAGAUGGGUGACUGGCAGGAGGUGUGGGAUGACAACACAGGUUGUUACUACUACUGGAACACUCAAACCAAUGAGGUGGCUUGGCAGCUGCCUUACUACCUGGCCCACCAGGUGCAAGGCCUGCAGCAGUACGCAGACAGCUCAACAGUCAAUGGCAACGGAACUACACAGAGUGCAGGUUACCAUGAUGAACAACACUCCACUGCCGUCAGUACCCCGACGCCUAAGACAAUAAAGAAGGAGGUGAUGGAGAGCGUGGUUGCCCUGACCAGUGAAGAUGAGGAUCGUCAUGGUGUGGCCGCCUCCCUCCUCGGUCCCCUCAUCCCCGCAGAGGUGAAAGAAGCGGAAGAGAAGUGGAGGAAAAGGCUUGUAGGAGGGCUGGAGGAGAAGGAGAACAGUCUGGAGGAUAGCUUGCCAGGGUCCCCCCCUCCUCCCCUGAAUGUGCCAGACACCCCCACGCACCCCCUGAGAGACCAGCGCAGCAGGAACCAGUCUGUGGAAAACUCUGAGGAAGAGGAGACGGAAGAGGACACCAUGGAGCUGGAGCUGGCUCUGGAGAGGAAAAAGGCUGAGUUACGGGCAUUGGAGGAGGGUGAUGGCAGUGCGGGGGGCUCCAGCCCCUGUUCUGAGGCAAGUCAGGAGGCCCCCGAGCCCUGUAGCCUGCUCCUGAAGAAGGCCAAGUGGAAGACGGCCUUCCUUAGAGCAGCCAGCCCCGACUCAAACAGCAGGGGCUCAGAUACACGGGAAGACCCCGACACAACACAUUCCAAAGUCCCAGAGAAGGCCGGAGAAGAGCAGGAGAAGGAGACCGGGGACAGAACGUUAACCAACGUGCCACCAAAAGAGGAGGUGGAAACUCCGGAGCUCAGGUUUCAGAUCGGAGAACUUGCCAACACCUUAACCAGCAAGAUGGAGUUCUUAGGGAUCAACAAGAAAACCAUCUCUAACUUCCAGCUGCUUCUGUUACAAACUGAGACGCGGAUCGCUGACUGGCGGGAAGGGGCUCUGAACGGGAUCUAUCUCCGCCGUAGGCUGCAGGAAGCCGCCGAGCACAUAAAACAUUACGAACUUAACGCCGCCCCUAAAGGCUGGUCCUGCCACUGGGACAGAGAGCACAGGAGGUAUUUCUAUACCAAUGACCGCACCAAUGCCUCCCAGUGGGACUUCCCAGCUGAGGAGGAAGAGGAGGAGGAGGAGGAGGAGGAAGGACCAGAAACCACGUUGUCCAUACAGGGGGAACCCAAACCCCCACCCGUACCCGCUGGUGGGCUCGCAGUUGCAGGAGCUUCAGUCUUCUCACCCGUCGUCCCCCCUCAGCCUAGCCUUCCCUCCUGUUGGUCUAUGCCUCAGCCCCCACUUCCCCCUGACCAGCCCCCUCCCCCGUCCGACAUCCCCCUGCCCCCCCCUCCACCCCCGGAGUCGCCUCCCCCGCCCCCUCCUCCUCCCCUGGAGGAUGAUGGUGAGAUAGAGGAGGUAGAGAUGGAGGAUGAUGACUGUGAGCCUCCAGCACCAGGAACAGAGCCUCCCCUCCCCCUGGGUGUCGGCAGCAUGAAGGUUGUGGAGUCUACAGCUUCCCUGGGUAAGGGUCAGAAACGCAAAGCUUCAGGAGCAGGUCAGCUGACCAAGGCAGUAACAAUCGGCAGCAGUGCCAUCCUCUAUACACAGAUCACUGCCACGGCAGCCCCUGUGAUGUCAGGAGCUGCCUACUGGGGAGUGUCUGCGGUAGCUGCACCUCCACUGCCUUCUGAACCUGCGGCCCCACCUCUCCCACCUCCCCCUACUCGCCCCCCGCUACCCCCCACUCAGCCCCCCUCUACCCUGGACCCCACAGGGCUUAAAACACUGCCCACGGACAAGACCAAGAAACUGAAGAAGGAUAAGUCGAAGAAGAGCAAGACGAAGAUGCCGUCCCUGGUGAAGAAGUGGCAGAGCAUCCAGAAGGAACUGGACGAGGAGGAGAAGUCUAGUUCCAGUGAUGAGGACAGGGACCAGCUCAACAAGAGGGGCAUCGAGGAGUGGAAACAGCAGCAGCUACUCACGGGAAAAGCUGGAAAGAACGCAAACUUUGAGGCGCUACCUGAUGACUGGCGAGAGAGGCUGUUGAAGAAGAGGAAGAUGAUGAAGAGCACGUAACACGCACACUCCUCUCCCUGCCUCCACAUAUAUGCGUGUGUGUGUGCACACGCCAUCCUCCCCUAAACCCUUACUGAGAAGAAUCAGUGGACUGUGCACUUUUUACGCUUUCACUGUCAUUUUGAAACGGUUUGAAAAGCCCCUCAUAUCUUGGAUGAAUACAUUGGAUGGGUUUGAAUGUUCUUUUUUUUAUUCGCUGUAAUACCCACUAUUGUUUUUACAUGUUACCUUGGAGACUCCCCCUACCAAGCCUCCCUCUCUGCUUGACCUGUUUUAAAGCAUAAAUUCAGUUUUCUGUGAAAUGUUUGGGAAUGCUGGAGUUUCUAAACCUUUGUUUAUAGUGGAGAUCAACUCUUUAUAUGUAGUUGUGAUUUGACCUCCCCCAUGUCUUUUGCCCAUUUUCAUAAACUGUGAUCAAUGACACCUUCCUAAUAACUCUGGUCCAUAUUCAGUUUUUAAUGUUGCUGUAUCACCCUCUGCUGUUACUCUAAAGUAUCCAGGCAGGGCAGAAGACUGCUGGAUGCUUCAACUAUAGUGACUGACAGUACUUUUAGUUUAUUCAUGGUAUACCCUCAACAUAUCCUGUCAGAGUUUUCUUGUUGUCUGACUAAAGAUAUGGUCUUUAAACCGUGUAUACAAGUGCGUUUUCACAUGGUCCAAUAGUGGAAACCGCUUCAUUGCAGACUUUCUCUGCACAAAUUUGAAGUAAAGCCAGUAGGUGAAAUGACCAAACAACCCAUUUCCCAGCCCACUAUUUUUUGUCUUGUCUUUUCCCUUUGUCCAGAGUUGACAAAUACAUGAUGACAUGCCAAUAAUAAAAAUAUGUGCCAAUUGAUUUAUCAUAUUAUACCAUUUGCAGAAAUAUAUUUUCAAUUUGUGCUGAAAGGCAAGUAUAGUUUGGUGGCAAGGACAGCGUCCUGUUUUUUUGGGGAGCAGUUUUCAGUUGUGUACAUUACAUAUGUCUUAGUAAAAACGCCCUUGAUGUUUAUGAUAUGGUGGUGGGGAGGGAAUGCAACAAUAUUGUUUGGGGGAAAAAUAUGGGGUCAAUUUCACGCCUUAAGUAUUGAAUUCAAAACAAAAUAAAUCGUAAACAUCAGAAAUAAAGAUGGAAAUGUGAAGAAUGA